Trypanosoma theileri is the source of this 744-nucleotide messenger RNA. RefSeq lists its product as uncharacterized. The record is from RefSeq and is a predicted model, not a curated record. NCBI's taxonomy places the organism in Eukaryota, Euglenozoa, Kinetoplastea, Trypanosomatida, Trypanosomatidae. The transcript has a single exon. The coding region runs from base 1 to 744 and encodes 247 amino acids. Gene Ontology annotation, molecular function: calcium ion binding.
AUGGCACCUACUAAUGCACAAUCACAGUCAUCCCAAUCGCCAGAGUCAUUUCAAGAUCAACGACUGAACACAAAAGAUUUGGAGAAUGCACUUGAUCUCGCCUUAACGCUUGGGAAACCACGGAAUGAAGAUAAUACGUUUAAGGUCUUUGAAUAUCUUUUUGAUGCCCGAGAUGCCUUAUUUAACCUUCUUAAUUCCAACCAAGAGUUUCAGAAAUUUGCGUCAAGUGAACUUGGGAAUCGUGUCUAUGCUCAAGUACUGAAGGCACUUGAUGCCGACGGGGAUGGACGUCUCACUCCACGUGAUUUUCAAAUUUUAUACGAUCGCGAUCUUAAGAAUAUGCUCCGACGUAAUGAGAGUACAUUAAAUGCCGUUCUUCCUUUGGCAGGCCAAUGUGCUUUUGGUUUCACAGUGGGUUAUUUUGCUGGUAGACUGGCAUAUCGUUUAUACCGCAGUAAAUUUAUUAUAAUUUCCACCAGUGUGGUGGCAUACAGUGCGCUGCAGUAUCUGGCACAGAAAAACUUUGUUAACCAAAAAGUGUUGGAAAAGGCAUUUCAAGAAAAGUUAAAAGAAUUGGCAGAUGUGAAUGGAGAUGGGGUGUUGGAUAAAAAUGAUAUUGAAUUUUUGGUUCAGAAUCGUUUACGAUAUGUGACUACAAAGUUGGGUCCUGGUGGUAUUGCACCGGGCGCCGUUGGAUAUGCUACACUUGGGUUGGGCUUAUUGCGAGGAAUGCGACGCAUCUGA